This is a messenger RNA of Ochotona princeps (American pika), 1930 nucleotides long. RefSeq names its product outer dynein arm docking complex subunit 3 (gene ODAD3). The transcript has 13 exons. Lineage: Eukaryota; Metazoa; Chordata; Mammalia; Lagomorpha; Ochotonidae. The coding region runs from base 26 to 1825 and encodes 599 amino acids. The record is from RefSeq and is a predicted model, not a curated record. Gene Ontology annotation, biological process: outer dynein arm assembly; cilium movement. Gene Ontology annotation, cellular component: cilium.
ACCCCUGGGUCCCCCAACCCCAAACAUGACGUCCGCCCUGUGCCUGCUGGGCUCUGCCAACGCCCUGGGCAGCCAGGACCAGGCUCUGACGGCCUCUUCCAAGGCCAGGGGCAGCAAGAUCCCGGCCAAGCGGGGCCCCCAGGCCCGAGGAAAGGGCAUACCUCCGGCCUGGCCCCCGCUGCCCUCCAAGUCCAGCGCCGUGCUCCCCGGGGUGCUGCACCCCGACGUGCAGUCCCACGUGGUGGGCUUACAGAAGAAGGUGCAGCUCCUAGAGGGUGACCGGAAGGCUUUUCAUGAGAGCUCCCAGUGGGACAUCAAGAAAAACCAAGAUGUCAUCAACCAGCUCCGUGAGGAGACCAAGAAGCUGCAGCUACAGCUGGCCGACCUGCUGCAGGGUGAUGAGAAGGUGAUCCAUGCUGUGAUCCAGGACUGGAAGGAGGAGAGGCCCUACCUGCAGAACAGGACCUGUGAGCAAGCCCUGCAGCACCUCGACAGGCAGCUGAGCGAGAAGGUGAAGCAGCUGAACGCGGCGCGCCACCAGCUGUGGCUGCGGCAGAAGUGGCUGGACGAGCUGCGGCUGCGCCACGGCCUGCGCCAGCUGGAGAUGCUGGAGGUGCGGGACAGCAGCACGGAGAUGGCCAAGACCUUGCGGAACCUGGAGAACCGCCUGGAGAAGGCGCGUAUGAAGGCGGAGGAGGCGGAGCGCAUCACCCAAGUGUACCAGCAGCUCAAGGCCUAUCUGCAGGAGGAGAGCCUUGCCAUGGGGAACCGGCUGGACUCCGCCGAGGCCCAGGUGUUGAAGACUAAACAGGAACUGGCGGAACUGCACGUGGUGAACCAGGCCGCGCUGCAUGCCCGGGACACCGCCAAGAAUCAGCUGCAGAAUCUGGAGGAGACCGUGUUACGGGAGCGCAAGAAGCGCGAGCGCUACGUGAGCGAGUGCAAGAGGCGCGCGGAGGAGAAGAAACAGCAGAACGAGCGCAUGGAGCGCAAGACCCAGCGCGAGCACCUGCUGCUACAGUCCGAAGACACCAUCCACGAAGGGCACCUUGGCAAGGAUGAGGAGCUGCGGCAGCGCUGGGGCGUGUACCAGCUGGAGAUGAUCUUUGGCAAGGUCAAGGACGCCACGGGCGCGGCCGAGACGCACUCGGUGGUGCGGCGCUUCCUGGCCCAGGGCGACACCUUGGCGCAGCUGGAGACGCUCAAGGGCGAGAACGAGCGGGUGCUGGUGACGCUGCGGGAGGAGAAGCAGCGGCUGCAGCGCGAGUUCGAGAACGUCAAGUACUCGGGCGAGGGCGCGCGAGUCAGCCAGCAGAAGCUGCAGGCCGAGAUGCAGGGGCAGCUGCGGGCGGAGGAGCAGCGGCUGGGCGAGGCGCAGCGGCAGCUGGAGCGCACCCAGCGCGCCCUGCAGACGGCCAGGGAGUGCCUGGAGCAUCUGGCCCGCAAGCUGGACCACGUCCCGGGGGACGACGAGGACUACCAGGACAAGGAGCCGGACCCCAAGGCGCCUGACUACGUGCCCGCGCUGCUGCGCCUCGUGGAGGGGAAGCUGCUCAAGCUGCAGGCGCAGCUUAGCAGCCACGACGUUCCCGAGCUGCUGCGCCACGUGGCGACCCAGGAGUUCUACGCCACCCUGGAGGGCAAGCUGCCCCCGUACAACACCCGCAUCCCGCUGCCCCUGGCUGGCAGCAAGGACAAGUACUUUGACGAAGAGGACAGCGAGGAUGAGGACGGCGAGGUGGUGACGCGCGCGGCGCUUAAGUUCCGAUCUCAGAAAUUUGUGGAAACCCGCAGCAAGAAACGCAAUCGCUCGCGGAAGCCAUAAGCUACACCCCACCCACCCCAUCCCCCCAGUGUGGCCCCCCGAGCUCGCCCACAGGGUCCUCGCAGUGGGCAGGGGCAGCCUGGCCGAGGCCCUGGACAGGGAGCA